UGUUGCUUGGAGUCGGAAAGGGUAACUCGGCUAACUGGUGCACAGACAGUCCUGCGGGUUGGCAGAGCCUUAGUUAGUCCCUGUGUUCUGGAGUAUCAGGCGGUGAUCAGCUUUGAGGAAUGGAUGCUAAACAAACCCUCCAAGGACAGAACUGUCACAUGUCGAGAUCAAGAAUGACCCACAAGAAAUCAAAGUUUUGCUGCAGAGCCAAUGAGUACACUCAAGUGCCUGAUGGGGGCUGGGGCUGGGCGGUAGCUGUUGCUUUUUUCUUCGUGGAAGUCUUCACAUAUGGCAUCAUCAAGUCCUUCGGUGUCUUCUUCAAGGACUUAAUGGACAGUUUCGACCAAUCCAACAGCAAGAUCUCGUGGAUAGUAUCGAUAUGCGUGUUUGUCUUGACGUUUACAGCUCCGCUCUCCACGGUCCUGAGCAAUCGCUUCGGACCCCGCGUGGUGGUGAUGGUUGGGGGGCUGCUGGUCAGCACUGGGAUGGUGGCGGCCUCCUUCUCGCAGACGGUUUACCACAUGUACAUCACCAUCGGGGUCAUCUCAGGUCUGGGAUACUGCUUUAGCUUUCUCCCCACCGUCACCAUCCUGUCACAGUACUUUGACAAAAGACGCUCAGUGGUCACCGCAGUCGCUUCCACAGGAGAAUGUUUCGCUGUGUUUGCCUUCGCACCAGUCGUCACAGCUCUCAAGGAGCAGAUCGGCUGGAGGUACAGCCUGCUCUUCGUGGGGCUGCUGCAGCUCAACAUUAUCGUCUGUGGGGCUCUGCUGAGACCAAUCAUUAUCAGAGCCCCAGAGUCACCGAGAACAGUCACCCACGAGAACCGCAAAGAAGUGCAAUAUAUGCUUGAGAACGAGAAAACGCGAACCUCGCUGGACUCCAUUGACUCAGGAGUAGAGCUAACUACCUCACCGAAAAAUGUGCCUAGCCACGCUGCCGCGGAGCUGGAGCCCAGGGCUGACCAGCAGGUCCUGGGGAAGACUGGCUCUGUGCACAGCGAGAAGAAAGUCCCGCUGUUAGACUUCUCCAUUCUGAGAGAGAAGAGUUUCAUCUGUUACGCACUGUUUGGCCUCUUUGCCACGUUGGGAUUCUUUGCACCCUCCUUGUACAUCAUUCCUUUGGGCAUCAGCCUCGGCAUUGACCCUGAUCGCGCUGCUUUUUUAUUAUCCACGAUGGCGAUUGCUGAAGUCUUCGGAAGAAUUGGAGCCGGCUUCCUCCUCAACCGAGAGCCCAUUCGUAAGAUCUACAUUGAGCUCAUCUGCGUCAUCUUACUGACUGUGUCGCUGUUUGCCUUUACUUUUGCCACUGAAUUCUGGGGUCUCAUGUCAUGCAGCAUAUUUUUUGGGGUUAUGAUUGGAACAAUAGGGGGGAGCCACAUUCCCCUGCUGGCGGAGGAUGACGUGGUGGGAAUUGAGAAGAUGCCCUCGGCAGCUGGUGUCUACGUGUUCAUUCAGAGCAUCGCGGGGCUGGCGGGACCACCCCUGGCAGGUCUGCUCGUGGACCAAAGCAAGGUGUACAGCCGAGCCUUCUACUCGUGUGCGACCGGCAUGGCUAUGGCCGCCGCAUGCCUCGCCUUGGUGAGGCCGUGCAAGCAGGGCCUGUGCCGGCAUCCCCAGUCGGGGCCCACACAGCGAGAGAGCCCCCGUGGGAAGGCGCUGCAGGACAUCCCCGAGGACUUUCUGGAGAUGGACCUCGGGAAGAUGGAGCCCAGAGUUCAUGCGACAGCGGAGCCAGUGUGAUGCAUUUUCAUGUAACAGCGGCUGCUGCGCUGGUUGGAAAGGGGGGCCCCGGGAGGCGGGGGGCAGAGGAGCUAAGCACUGAGCUCCACCUUCAAAGGGAAUGUACGUGUGAACAGCACCACCACCAUGUCUUUCCUUUCCGCUGUUUUCCUUUUCUGUUUUUGAAGCCAAAAUGAAAACCACCAUCUGUGUAUGUCUGCCUCUAUUCAGUAGCAAUACAAAGAUAUAGAGAAGGACUCUGGUUCACAUUCCAUGAUCAAAAUAGUGACAUGAAUUUGCAAAGUGGUUCUAAGUGCACACUCACAUGUAAGAAAUUCCUACUUGAGAACAGAAAAUGACAUCUACCCAGGUCCCUGAAAUGGAAUUGGCCAUGCCCAAACCAGAAUACCUUCAAUCACUGAAAAAUACUGUUUUCAGAAAUACGAGUAAAGUUUUUUUAAUUAAAAAAAAUGCUGAGUUUCCUUUAAUAAGUUACAGCCUCUGAGUUUUCUAAAUAUUGCAUGAGAAUGAAGGAUCCCGUAGUUUAAGAGCAAACAUUUGAGUAAUAAGCAAACAACUUGACAGUCUAUGUAACUUGGACUUCAUAAAUGUGAAGAUUACCACUUCUUUUUACGGCCAGUCAUCACAGAAGUAUUUCAAUACAGAAUACACUAAAUUACAUUUAAAAAUGUGUUUCCUGUCGCUUUUAGUUAUUCAGAAAUAUGUGAUUGUAAUGUCCUUAAUUUAAAGCACUAUUUAUUAUUAAGUUAUUCUAGGGUAACCGAAGUAAUCAAAAGAAAUGAAAAGGAUUCUGAGACACAUACGGCAUUUUUACCUCCUUCUUGCAAUCCUCUACACGUCCCACAGGACAGUUUUUAUCCUGUACACGGCCCAUUCGUGAUGGCCCCAGUUUGAUUAACGGCAAUGUGUGCUACUUAUCAGGCAAGAAAAUAAUGGAUAGCAAUCGCCUUAGCUCUGAAAAUCAUGUGUUGAUUAUUAGCUAAGUAUACUUGAGGAUCUUAUCUGAUCAAAAUUACAUCUUGCUUAUUUGGUUACAGCAUUUCUGAUUUUGAAAAUGAUCAUCACUGUUGAAGUCUUUCUGUAUUUGAUUUGGGGGUAGCAACAUCGUAUCACCGUCACGGGUUACCAGUUGCAAUUUACAUCUGCCGUAGAACCUGACUUGACCUACGCUGCCAUACGUGUCAGGUCAAUGUUCUGGAGUCAUGUUCUAUGUUUAGUAUUUCUCAUGUUAGCAGUUUUCUGUAAAGAGGAUAACAGGUGAGCCAUGUCCUCACCUGUUUUACUGAAUCUCACCUUACGGGUGACGGUCAGUGCAUGCUGCUCCACCCUUACUCAUCUUUACUGUUAAUUUAAGACAACUCAGGGGGAAAACAUAACAAGCCUAGUUUGGUUCCAGGUAAACACAAGCUUGAAUCUUUCUCUGCACUGAAAGGAGAGUGGCAUAGUUCAUCACUACCGGCUACGUUUUUGUAUAGCAUUUUAUCAGCCAUAGAAAUAGGACAAUCUGUAACCUCCGGGGAAGGUGCAGGAGGAAAUGACAAAGUGUCUAACACAGACACACCUGAAACAAGGUAGGCCCGCAAGUGUCUGUCGCCGCUUGGAGAAAGCCUCCAGCCGCGGGAGCUUUGCACACUUUCACCACUUCAGCACUUUAUGGGAUAUUUUGUACUAUGAAUGUUCAAUGCAACUUAGUAUUUAUAACUGAUUUCUGAGAGAUCCGCUCUAUGUCCAUUCUGUUAACUGCAUGAGAAAAAAAAAUGUAUGCCAAUUUCAGUAUGUCGAUAAUCAACUUUAAAUGUUUGGAAGAAAAUAAAAAAUGAGAUUGCUGAUUUCUUCUGUAUUAGUGACAUUCUGGUACUUCUAGAUUUGCAAUAAAU
Molecule: messenger RNA, 3619 nt
Organism: Octodon degus (degu)
Lineage: Eukaryota; Metazoa; Chordata; Mammalia; Rodentia; Octodontidae
Gene: Slc16a6
Product: solute carrier family 16 member 6
Exons: 6
Coding region: 120-1742 (540 amino acids)
Biological process (GO): transmembrane transport; monocarboxylic acid transport
Molecular function (GO): monocarboxylic acid transmembrane transporter activity
Source: RefSeq, a predicted model, not a curated record